AUGGCAUGUUCAAAAAUAUUUUCUGGGGAUAUACCUGAAUUAACAAAUGAAAUUAUCGAAUAUUUUCGAAAUGAUUUUUCAACCUUAUAUUCAUGCAUUUUAGUUAAUAGAUUAUUUUGUCGUAUAGCGAUUCCAAUAUUAUGGGAGGAUCCAUUUUCAAUUCCUACUGAAAAUUAUGAUUUUAUUAAAAUUUAUUUAUAUAAUUUAAAUGAUGAUGAUAAAAUAAAAUUAAAUAAUUACGGAAUUGAUAAAAAAUUAUUUUCUUCAAAUACUUUAUUUAAUUAUCCUAGUUACAUUAAAAGUUUAAAUAUUCAAAUAGAUUAUUCUAUUGAAUCAUGGGUUGCAGCUCUUAAUAAUUGUUCUAUAAAAUAUACAUGUCCUUCAGAUUCAACAAGAUUAAUUUAUAAAUCAUUAUUUAAAAUAUUUAUUGAAAAUGGAGCAGAUUUACAUACUUUUGUAAUUGCCUAUGUUCAUCAUGAUUAUUUAAAUGAUGCAUCUGAAUUAAUUUUAAAAAAUCCAAAUUUCAUUUAUAAUAUUAAAAAUUUAAAACUUGAAGGAAUUUCAGAUUUACCAAAAAUUGAUUCAAUAAUUUCAUUAUUUAGUUUAAAUUGUAAAUCAAUUUCAACUUUACAUUUUCAAUUUAGUGAUCAUAGAUUAAAUGAAAAUUUUUCAUCAUGUAUAAUUAAUUCUCAACAAAGUCUUAAAACAAUAUUAUUUAAAUAUAAUAGUUUUCCUUUAUAUCAUUCAUUAUUAUCAUUAAAAAAUUUUAAUUGUUCAAAUACUUUAAAAAAAAUCAUAUUUUAUGGAACAGAUUUUAAAGAUAUAAAUAUAUUAAAAGAAGUUUUUGAACAAUUAAAUUGUUUAGAAUCUAUUCAUAUACUUUAUUGUCAUUCUUUAAAUUAUAAUUUUAUUCAACAAAUUAUUAAUAUUACUAGUAAACCAUUUAAAUUAAGAUCUUUAUAUUUAAUUAAAAGUAUAGAUAUUAAAUUAUUACAAUUAUUAUUACAAAAAUCAAAAAAUUAUUUAGAAAAUAUAGGUUUUAGAACUUUUAUUAUAGAUAAUCAACCUAAUACUAGUAAACAAUUGGUUGAAAAAAUUUUAUCAUAUUGUAAAAAAAUCAAUUUUUUUGAUUUUUCAUAUUUUUAUACACCAGAAUAUAUUUUUCCUUCUUUUGAUUUAAUUAAAAAUUCUGGUCAAAAUCUUAAUUAUCUUUCUAUAGAAUUUCAUUUCAUUCCUAAUGUUGAUAUAAGAUUAAGUUCAAUUGUAUUAAAAGAAUUAGGUCAAAUAUUACCUUCAAAAUUAGAAUAUUUAAAAUUAUCUUUAUCUAUAAAUACAAAUGAUUUUAAAAUUUUUUUAGAUAAUUUUCAAAAUACUUUUAUUAAAAAAUUAGUUAUUAGAAACAAAAUAUUUUUAAAUAAUUCACAAAAUAAUUUUGUUGAAAAAAUUAAGAAAUUAGUUAUUAGAAAUAAAACUAAAGUAGUUGAUCAAGAUAUUUUAUAUUAUAUAGAAAAAUUUAUUAUGAAAAAGAGAAAGGUUAAAUAUUUGGCUUUUAGAGAUGAUCUUAUUGGUUUAGAAUUAUAUUUAUUGAAAGAUCAAGUGAAAAAAUUUGAAUCUUAUAAUAUUAAAGUUCAAAAAUAUGAUGAUUUAAAUAUUAAUUGGUAUAAAUAUAUAGAAGAAACAUAUUAA
Messenger RNA from Rhizophagus irregularis DAOM 181602=DAOM 197198, 1686 nucleotides. RefSeq lists its product as uncharacterized. The record is from RefSeq and is a predicted model, not a curated record. Lineage: Eukaryota; Fungi; Glomeromycota; Glomeromycetes; Glomerales; Glomeraceae.